UGUUUUUUUACUACUACACGACAACACACAAUACAGCAACACUACACAAGCCUCCGCGGAGCGGAACAGUCUAUCACCCACAGAGACUGCACAUCCACUGACGGGCAUAUCCAUUUUCAGUACCAUUUUUGAUUGUAACGAUGUAGUUAAUGACAGCAGAAUCCGUUAAGACUGUAUUAUCAUCAUCGUUAGCUUAGCUUUCCAUUAUAAGCAAAGGGGAUUCCAGCAGUGGCUAACGGCUAUCAGCUCUAACAACAGAGGUUCUCCAAAGAUGAGCAAAUAAAAGUAAUGCCCCUUCACAGCGUAUGACCGAAGGCAUUAUCGAGCGGUAACAGGUCUGGUGGGAAUCGACGUCAAGAUGAUGAAGAAAAAGAAGUUUAAGUUUAGAGUUGAUUUUGAGCUGGACGAGCUGUCGUCGGUUCCGUUCGUCAACGGAGUUCUGUUCUGUAAAGUCCGUUUGCUUGACGGCGGAUUCUCGGAGGAGUCAUCUCGUGAGACGGUCCAGGCAAACUGUGUACGCUGGAGAAAAAGAUUCUCCUUCCCCUGUAAAAUGAGCGCUAAUGCUGGAACCGGAGUCCUUGACCCCUGCGUGUGUCGAGUUUCGGUCAGAAAGGAACUGAAAGGUGGAAAGACUUAUGCAAAGCUGGGUUUUGCUGAUCUCAACCUGGCGGAGUUUGCAGGAUCGGGUAGCACCACACGCAGGUGUCUCCUGGAGGGUUAUGACACCAAAAACACUAGACAGGACAACUCCAUCCUUAAGGUGAUCAUCAGCACACAGCUGAUGUCUGGGGACCCCUGUUUUAAAACGCCUCCAUCCACUGCAACCGUAAUAGGCAUUCAGGGUGAUGCAGAGAGCCUGUUGGAAGACAGGAAAGGAGGAGACACACAGAAACCUUUUCUGAGUCUCUCAGAGACAUCAGGGAAGUGUGGCUCUCUGCCUGAUGAGCUCGGGCUGUGCGGACACUCUCGAACGUCCAGUUACGCUAGUCAGCAGUCCAAAGUAUCAGGCUAUAGUACAAGUCACUCACGUUCCUCCAGUCUGUCGGAGUUCUCCCACAGGAGGACCACCUCGGUCGGCAGCACUUCCACCGGCAUUGCCAGCAUCCCUGAGCCCAGUGAGGAGAGUGACCAAACUACAGUGCCCCCUACAGCCCCGGGGGUCUGUGCUGCUGUGCCUGAACACCCAUCAACCCCUGACAGAGCUGCCAGCAGAUACCCAGUGAAACAGGACUCAAUGGAGUCUCAGCUGAAAAGGGUAGAUGCCACACGGGUGGAUGCUGAUGACGUAGUAGAGAAGAUCCUGCAAAGCCAGGAUUUCACCCACAGUCUGCUGGACUCCAGUGCUGAAGAGGAAGGUCUGCGCUUGUUUGUGGGGCCUGGUGGGAGCACAGCACUAGGUAGCCAUCACCUUCCUGCCAGGGUUGGAGCUGGUGCCUACGAACAGGUGGUGAUCAAACGCUAGAGUUGGGAGAUGCCAGAAGGAGAAGUGUCAAAAACCAAAGUCUGUUUCGUGGGAGGAGAAAGGGACGAAGA
Messenger RNA from Labeo rohita (rohu), 1533 nucleotides. It is a transcript of the gene eeig2b, whose product is annotated as family with sequence similarity 102 member Bb. The record is from RefSeq and is a predicted model, not a curated record. The transcript is spliced from 11 exons. NCBI's taxonomy places the organism in Eukaryota, Metazoa, Chordata, Actinopteri, Cypriniformes, Cyprinidae. Bases 359 to 1462 code for a protein of 367 amino acids.